UUUAGAACCUGACGGCCUGCGGACGUGUCUAAUAUUCCCAUGAUAACCUAAGAAAAACAAAUAAUCAUCAAAGAUAAAAACAAAACACUGUGAUAAUCGACAAGAUGAACAGGAAACUGCAGACCAUCUCCAGAUAUAUACUGAGGCAGCGAUGUGUGCUUAGCUCGAUGCGCAGCAUCUCCACCUCGCUGCCCAUCCUGAUUAGCCACAAGCACAAGGUGGGCAAGGAUCCCCUGGUCUACCGCACCAUUGGCCAGCAGUUGGAGCUGACGGCGGCGAAUCAUGGCGAUGUGGAGGCCAUCGUCUCCUGUCACGAGGGCAAGAGGUACACCUUCAAGGGAUUGCUCCAGGAAGCGGAUGCCUUGGCGGCGGGAUUCCGGAAGUUGGGCCUGAAGCCGGGCGAUGCAGUUGGACUCUGGUCGCCGAACUACAUGCACUGGUACCUGAGCAUGAUGGGAGCAGCUAGAGCGGGCCUCACCUCGGUGGGUCUCAAUCCCGCCUUCCAGGGCCCCGAGGUGGCCUACUGCCUGAACAAGGUCAAUGUGAAGGCCAUCAUUGCACCGGAGUCCUUCAAGCGACAGAAUUACUACGAGAUACUCAGGGAUAUCUGUCCGGAAAUCGCAGAUUCGGAGCCUGGCAAGAUCCGGAGUGAUAAGUUCCCCCAUCUGCAGUCCGUGAUCAUCGACAGCUACGACGGUCUGAAGGGUGCCCUGCGCUUCGAUGACUUCCUGGACCUGGCCAACAAGUCGGAGCGCGAAGAGGUGGCCAAAAUCCAGAAGGACAUCCUGCCAGAGUCCGCCUGUAAUAUUCAGUUCACCUCUGGCACCACCGGCAAUCCCAAGGCGGCUGUGCUAUCGCAUCACAACUUCGUGAACAAUGGCAUCCACGUGGGCAAUCGCAAUCAACUGGAGGGUGAGAGGAUCUGUGUGCAGGUGCCCAUGUUCCAUGCCUUCGGAGUGGUCAUCACCAUCAUGGCUGGUCUGACCAAAGGAGCCACCAUGGUCCUGCCCUCUCCAGGCUUCAGUCCCAAGGACUCGCUGCAAGCUAUCUCCAGUGAGAAGUGCUCGGUGAUCCAUGGCACGCCCACCAUGUAUGUGGAUCUGGUCAACACCCAGAAGAAACUGCAGGUGCCGCUGGGCAGGGUUAAGAAGGCCAUUACUGGCGGGGCCAUUGUGUCGCCGCAGCUCAUCAAGGAUAUAAGGGAGAUCCUUAAGGUGGAGACGGUGCACAGUGUUUAUGGUUUGACGGAGAGCACAGCUGUGAUCUUCCAAUCCUUGCCCGGUGAUAGCAGCGAUGUAGUCCUAAAUUCGGUGGGUCAUCUCACGGAUCACGUGGAGGCCAAGGUGGUGGAUGAGGAGGGCAGAUGUGUGCCCUUUGGACAGCCCGGGGAAUUGUGUGUCCGCGGGUACAUCACCAUGUUGGGCUACCACGGUGACGAGGAGAAAACGAAGGAGACCAUCGGUCAGGACAGGUGGCUGCGGACCGGAGACCAGUUCAUCCUGGAGUCCAAUGGCUACGGAAGGAUCGUGGGUCGCCUCAAGGAGAUGCUCAUUCGGGGCGGCGAGAACAUCUUCCCCAAAGAGAUUGAAGACUUCUUAAAUGCCCACCCCCAGGUCAUCGAAGCUCAUGUAAUUGGAGUGCCCGAUGAGCGACUGGGCGAGGAGGUCUGCGCCUUCGUUCGCCUUGAGGAGGGCGUUGAACCCGCCUCCUUCACCGCGGCGACCUUGAAGGAGUACAGCAAGGGCAAGCUGGCCCACUUUAAGGUGCCCAAAUAUGUGAUCCCUGUGGACGCAUUCCCCAAGACCACCUCCGGCAAGAUCCAGAAAUUCAAGCUGAUGGAGGCUUUUAAGCAGAAGCAGCCCUCAGAACUGAAGGCCUUUAGCGCUUAGUUGUGUAAUAAUUGUAAUAUUUUUAAUAUAACAUUAAAUCUAGCUUUUAUACAUAGA
This is a messenger RNA of Drosophila biarmipes, 1946 nucleotides long. RefSeq names its product medium-chain acyl-CoA ligase ACSF2, mitochondrial (gene Acsf2). The coding region runs from base 105 to 1889 and encodes 594 amino acids. NCBI's taxonomy places the organism in Eukaryota, Metazoa, Arthropoda, Insecta, Diptera, Drosophilidae. Gene Ontology annotation, biological process: fatty acid metabolic process. Gene Ontology annotation, molecular function: medium-chain fatty acid-CoA ligase activity. The record is from RefSeq and is a predicted model, not a curated record. The transcript has 4 exons.